AUUAUAUAUAUAGUCAUUAAGCUAAUGAAACGAUUUCAAGAAAAGAGAGUACUAACUGAAAAAAAGAAUUAACGUCUGAUUAAUUAUGCUAUUACAACAAAUAUUACAUAGACAAUUCUAAAGCCGACAAUUCUACCAUCAUAUGAGAAUGCACGUCUGAUUCCAUCGUUCCGAGCCGCUCUAUGAGAUCCAUGUUCGAUAAUACGUUCUUGCACCAUGCUGAAGACCUCUUGUAACUCUUUUCUUCAUGAUCUACAUAAUUUGCGUCUUCUGAGGUUUGAACCUAAACCUCCUGGUGUAGAAACAUUAAUUCGUAAUCAAACUAGACUUCCACGUUACUAAUAAAAUUAGUUGGAAAAAAAAACAAACUAUACUAUAGUCUAUAUUUAAUCCAAUAACCAACCAUUUUGGAGAAUCUCUUUUUUUUUUCUUUGAACGAAAGAAUCUCUCUCUCUCUCUCAAUCUCUCCAAUGGCGUCUCCUCGUGGCCUUCCGAUAUCCUUCAUCGUCCUCACUCUAUUCACCUUCUUACCAAAUCACGCAACCUCUCUCCGCACCUCCUUCAUCAAGCUCCCGGGAAGCGACGGAUCUCGCUCCUCCGCCGCGGAUACUUACUGCGAGAGCUGGAGGUUGGCCGCGGAGACCAACAACGCCGGCACCUGGGAUGUGAUCCCCUCCGUGUGCGUUGAUUCCGUCGCCGGUUAUCUCAACGGAGACCAGUACGCAUCCGAUUACGGCGUCAUCGCCGAUUACGCGCUCGCCUUCGCGAAAACGGUUCAGGUUUCCGGCGACGGCAAGGACGUCUGGAUCUUCGAUAUCGACGAGACGCUCCUCACGAAUUUAGACUACUACAAGGCUCAUGGUUACGGGUCUGAACCGUUUGAGUCUAAUAGCUUCAACGAGUGGGUGGUAGAAGGAACAGCUCCAGCUUUUGAAGCGAGCUUGAGACUGUACAAUGCUCUCAAGAAACUCGGUUUCACCAUCGUUCUCCUAACUGGUCGAGACGAGCACCAAAGAAGUGUCACCGAGACUAAUCUCCGAGACGCCGGUUACUCCGGUUGGGAAAGGCUCCUCUUGAGAGGUCCUGAAGAUCAAGGGAAGUCAGCUACGAACUACAAGUCCGAGCAGCGGUCGAAGUUGAUCGAGAAAGGCUUCAAGAUCCGUGGCAACACCGGCGAUCAAUGGAGCGAUCUUCUCGGCUUCGCCGUGGCUGAUCGUUCUUUCAAAGUCCCAAACCCAAUGUACUACAUUCCUUGAUGAUCAUUAGUGUUCUCAUUCAUGUACUGAGUAACAACAACAACUCAUGUAUGAUUUAUUUAACCUUGAUUAAUGCACUAAUCACCAAUACAAGAGGGUGAUCAACAA
Brassica napus (rape) is the source of this 1364-nucleotide messenger RNA. RefSeq names its product acid phosphatase 1. Gene Ontology annotation, molecular function: acid phosphatase activity. The coding region runs from base 471 to 1256 and encodes 261 amino acids. NCBI's taxonomy places the organism in Eukaryota, Viridiplantae, Streptophyta, Magnoliopsida, Brassicales, Brassicaceae. The transcript is spliced from 3 exons. The record is from RefSeq and is a predicted model, not a curated record.